ACAAUGUACUAAAUUGGUUCUCACCUCUACCUGUAUAUAAGUUCCAGGACUUUGCUCCUAUAAACAUUAUCUUUUGCAAGAGCAGACGUGGGCAAUCAACAACAAGCAUGGCAAGCACGCUUCUCUACAACAUCCUAAUUUGCGCCUUGGGCGUCGUGGCUGGCCAAGGGGAACAGACAGUAUCAAUACCAGUUGGACUUCCGGAUGUAGCUCCCAUUGCAAAUCUUAUUGACCAGACAGCGGCAAAGGCAAAAGAGGGUGUGGACGCCGCUGAGCUUAGAACUGCUAUGAACAGCAUAGAACGAUUAGCGGAUGCUUAUUUGGAUGCUAGAGAUGCAAAAGUUGACUUGCAGGAAAUUGUAAAUCUUCUGUCAGAACUCUCAACACAGUUCAAUUACGCCAUUGCUCUGUCCACCUUUCUAGAAGAUCCUCUAGUGCAAGAAGGGCGUAAGGUCAGUGUUGGACUCUACAUUCUAACUGAAUGCUCCAGAUUAAUGACACUUUCAGACAAUGAGACCAUGACGAACAUAAUAAUGGCCACAACGAGUUUCACAGCUGACGCCGUGAGUAGAGGCAUUCUGAAUGCUGAAGGUAUUUACAUCUACAGAAAGGAAGAUUUAGGCAAUUCAAAAAGUCCAUCUAAGCGUUGGGAAGUCACAGGUAAUGUGAGCAAAGGUCCCGGCGGAACCACGUGGUCUGUUUCCGUCUCUCACAAAUUUGGGAAAAGAUUGACUCAACGUGGUGAAUGGUCUGCAGGUGUAAACGUUGGCUACAGUCAACCUGGAGGUUGGAGCGUUGGCGGCUCCCUUUCCUACAAGUGGGGAUGAAGUCUCGACCGGCCGCCCUGACACGAUCUUCGCACCCAGUAUGCAUUUCUUCCUCAAGAUUGAUAUCAAUACAAACAAAAACAUCACAAUGUAAACAUUUCCUUAUUUAUCUUUGCAAGUGAGCAAUAAAACAAAUACUACGCCCCAAUACAA
Biomphalaria glabrata is the source of this 980-nucleotide messenger RNA. RefSeq lists its product as uncharacterized. The record is from RefSeq and is a predicted model, not a curated record. Bases 108 to 827 code for a protein of 239 amino acids. The transcript has 10 exons. NCBI's taxonomy places the organism in Eukaryota, Metazoa, Mollusca, Gastropoda, Planorbidae.